AUGCUAAAGGUUGCAGAAGAGGAGCUGAAGAAUAAUCUCUUGUUUUCUCCCAUUACCGAAUCUGAUACAAGAUAUCAUACGAACUUGAAGAGAUGGGGUUGGUUUACAGUGGGACCGCUGAUGGAUGUGAAUUUGGGUGACAUUGUGAUAGCGUGGAUGGACGGUGGUUCUCGGGUACGACAGGGCAGGGUGGAACGUUUUGUGCUACGAACACUGCUAACGAUCGACUUUGAAGACGGAUCAGUUUCGGAAAACACAUUGCCAAGUGACAUCGUGCAAUGUGGCUGCAUACGGCAGCAGGGUUGUCGCGAUGGACAACAUCAACCUGGCAGCAGGGUGCGUUAG
Messenger RNA from Cooperia oncophora, 345 nucleotides. Lineage: Eukaryota; Metazoa; Nematoda; Chromadorea; Rhabditida; Trichostrongylidae. The record is from the annotation of a GenBank genome assembly.